AUGAGGCAGGCCAGCAGCUCCAUCAAAUCAACCACGGAUUUGAGCAAGACGAGGGUGGUGUUCGUGUCGCACGGAGCGCCUACCUUGGCUAUCGACCGGCAGCACCCGUCCCACCAAUUCUUCAAGCAGCUGGGCAAGCAGCUCGGCCGGCCUAAGGCCAUUGUCUGCAUAUCCGCGCAUUGGGAGGAACAGAAGGCUGCAGUGAACACAGCGCUCGCGCCUCCCCAGAUCUACGAUUUCUAUGGCUUUCCGGAUGAGAUGUACCAGAUCAAGUGGACACCUGCGGGGUCACCCGACAUCGCCGCGCGCGUGGCGGAAGCCCUCCGGGCCGAGGGCAUUGAGUGCCGAGGGGACCCCAAGCACGGUCUGGACCAUGGGACCUGGGUGCCGCUGCACCUCAUGUACCCCGAGGCCGACAUCCCCGUUCUCCAGCUCUCCCUCAUCGACUCCUUCGAGCCUCGCCUCCACUUUCGAAUGGGCAAAGCGCUGACGGCGCUGGUCAAGGAGGAAGACGUGCUGGUGAUCGGGAGUGGUCUCAUCACACACAAUCUGCGCGAUUGGCGCGCCUUCAAGAAGAGAGAGCAAUGGGCGGUGGACUUUGACAAGUGGGUCGAGGAAGGGGUGACAAAGACGGGCAAGGAGCGCGAGGACCACUUCGCCACGUUUAAGCAGCACCCGCUCAUUCACGAUGCCCACCCUCGCGUUGAACACUUUGUUCCGCUACUGCCCCUCGUGGGCGUAUCUGGUACUGGAAAGGCGAUCAAGUUGCACGAGCACUGGGAUGGGAGCUUCUCCAUGGCAGCCUACGCCUUCCCCUUUGUCACACCCGAGGAGGAUAGCGCCACCACCUCUGCUCCGGCCGACGAACUGUAA
Acanthamoeba castellanii str. Neff is the source of this 873-nucleotide messenger RNA. Its product is annotated as aromatic ringopening dioxygenase, catalytic subunit LigB superfamily protein. Gene Ontology annotation, molecular function: ferrous iron binding; zinc ion binding; oxidoreductase activity, acting on single donors with incorporation of molecular oxygen. The record is from RefSeq and is a predicted model, not a curated record. The transcript is spliced from 6 exons. The coding region runs from base 1 to 873 and encodes 290 amino acids. NCBI's taxonomy places the organism in Eukaryota, Discosea, Longamoebia, Acanthamoebidae.